CCUGUUCGGUAAUCCAACAACUCUCGCAGACUCUCAAAUCCUCUACAAGAUGCGUUUUAUUAGUGCAAUCUCUCUAUCCUGUCUUUGCCUCGUCGCCACAGUAUCGAUCGGUUAUGGUUAUCCUCAGCAUUUAGCAGAUGAUGUUCAGUCCUACGCCUACACUUUAUUUGAUGAACUUCCGGAGGAAUCGUACCAGGCUACGGCGGAGAACUAUCGUCUGAAACGUGCCACAUGCGACCUACUGAGCGGCUUCGGUGUCAAUGAUAGUGCCUGUGCGUUGCAUUGUGUUGCACGAGGCAAUCGUGGUGGUUAUUGCAACUCGCAAAAGGUCUGCGUAUGCCGGAAUUAGGCUAAGAACCGCUUAAUAUGAAUCAUCAGAAGCGUACACUGAUUUGAAAAGUUCCUAUUUUGUUUUGAUCGUAGUUUUUGUUUUGUAAAAGUUUUAUAAUAAAAUCAAUCCAGUACUAAAAUGUA
This is a messenger RNA of Malaya genurostris, 474 nucleotides long. RefSeq names its product defensin-C-like. The record is from RefSeq and is a predicted model, not a curated record. The transcript has 2 exons. Gene Ontology annotation, biological process: humoral immune response; defense response to bacterium. Lineage: Eukaryota; Metazoa; Arthropoda; Insecta; Diptera; Culicidae. The coding region runs from base 50 to 349 and encodes 99 amino acids.